AUGCUGACCAAGAAUCUAUUUUUAUACCUAUUCACCGCACUCUUGCCUUUUGUCUCAGCUUUGCCACCACCCAGCCCUCACGACGACCAGCUUCUUGCUCGUGGAUUUAAGCAUUCUCACAGACCUUUGAACUCCCCAGCAAAGUCUCCGAAUCAGGGUUAUGAUGGAUCAAAUUCCGCUCCUACGCCAUCCAUGAAUGGCAGCAUCAUUGCAGCUUGGUACCCAGUCCUCACUUUGAAUUCAAGCGUACCCACGACUGACCCUGCCGUUCUGAGCAUUGACGCCAAGAGCGAGGCUGCGCUUCCGGGAUUUGUUUCGAAUGCAAAGAAAAAUAAUGUUAAGGCAGUACUAUCGAUUGGUGGUUGGGCUGGUUCCCAGCAUUUUUCGUCUAUCAUGUCGACACCUGAAAGUCGAACUACGUUUGUGAAGACGUGUCUUGAUACUGUUCGGAAGUAUGAUCUAGAUGGAAUUGAUUUUGAUUGGGAGUACCCCGGAAAGAAGGGCGAUGAGUCAAAUGAAGUCUCACCCUACGAUUCCGACAACUUCCUUGCCUUCCUUCAGGAGUUGAGGAAAGACCCUUCUGGCGCUGACCUCGUCCUGUCCGCUGCUGUUGGCAUGACUCCUUUCUUCGGAACUGAUGGGAAACCAAAAUCCGAUGUCGCAGCUUUCGCUGAGGUCUUUGAUUACAUUGCUAUUAUGGCCUACGAUAUCUGGGGAGCAUGGUCUCCUAGUGUUGGCCCUAACGCUCCUUUGUAUGACCGAUGUUCACCAAAUGCGGCUGGCUCCGCAGAAACUGCCGUUGAGGCCUGGGCCAAUGCUCAGUUCCCUGUCGAUCAGAUCGUCCUUGGUCUGGCCUCAUAUGGACGUGGUUAUACCCUGAAAAAUGGCGAAUCAGAGAACAUCGGCAAUUUUCCAGGUUUCGAAGCUUCUUCUAUUCCUCCAGGAGAUGAAGACACUAGCACCGUAGCCUGUCCUACAAACACGGGUCUGUUCAACUUCCAAGGCCUGAUUAAGCUCGGCUAUUUGAAGGAAGAUGGUACGCCUGCUCCAGAUGUCAAAUAUAAGUUUGAUGAUUGCAGCCAGACGCCAUACCUGUUCAAAGAGAGCGGAAGUAUUGUAGUCUCGUUUGAUGAUGCACGUAGCUUUGGUUCAAAAACUCGCUAUGUCAAAGAUCAUGGGCUAUGCGGCGUUGCCGUAUGGCACGGUGUUGGAGACUACAAAGAUAUUCUUUUGGAUUCAGUCCAUGCGGCGAUGACGUCCUCUUGA
This is a messenger RNA of Psilocybe cubensis, 1266 nucleotides long. RefSeq lists its product as uncharacterized. The transcript is spliced from 9 exons. Gene Ontology annotation, molecular function: chitin binding; chitinase activity. The record is from RefSeq and is a predicted model, not a curated record. NCBI's taxonomy places the organism in Eukaryota, Fungi, Basidiomycota, Agaricomycetes, Agaricales, Agrocybaceae. The coding region runs from base 1 to 1266 and encodes 421 amino acids. Gene Ontology annotation, biological process: chitin catabolic process; carbohydrate metabolic process. Gene Ontology annotation, cellular component: extracellular region.